AUGCAAGCACAUUUUCGCACUCCAGAUAUACCUGGAACUCUGGUUGAACCAGAACACGCACAUCAUCUUCGGGAACUGGUAGCCUCGUUGUGCCGUGUCGAGCAUACUCGAUUCCCCGGCUCUCAGCCUGUCAGCUUCAAAAAAUUAGACAUUGAAAGGUUGCAUAAAGCAGACUACUGGGUAUGCGAAAAGUCAGACGGGAUCCGAGUGCUCAUGCUUAUAGUGCCGGUUCAAGCUGGACAAGAGAUUUGUCUGAUCGACCGUAAGAACGCGUAUCGAAUCGUUCCUAACCUGUACUUUCCCCACUAUGGAGACAAAACUAGACCUCUCGGUCACACACUCCUCGACGGAGAACUGGUACUCGAUGUUGACGCUGUUUCCAAACAUGAAACACUACGUUUCCUCGCCUUCGAUUGUUUAGUAUGUGACGGCACCAACGUAAUGGACCGAAUAUUGGAGAAACGAUAUGGGAGGCUAAUGAACUUUGUCAUCGCGCCACACCAGAACAUGUUAAGGGAGCUCCCUGACAUGGCCCGAAACAGGCCAUUCGAUAUUGAGGAGGACAUCCCCCGAUUAAAACAUGGCACCGAUGGCCUUAUCUACACAUGCGUUGACACCCCUUAUGUGGUGGGCACGGAUUCGAAUUUACUUAAGUGGAAGGAACCAUCACAAAACAGUGUCGAUUUCAAGUCAGAGCUCAGGUUCCCUCCCAGCCCUAAUCGUCCGCAGGAGCCAGAUUAUGCUGCGAAGCCGGUAUUCCUUCUCAACGCCUUUCACGGCGAAAGAAGAGGGGCAGCACAUUACGAAUACUUCGAUAUAAUGGAAGUUGACGAUGUCACUUGGGACAAAAUGAAGACUACGGGCGAGCAAUAUGAUGAUCGUAUCGUCGAAGUCGCUUGGGACAUGAAGACCCAGAAUUGGACUUUCUUACGGUUCCGAGAUGACAAGACGGAUGGUAAUCACAUUAGCGUUAUUCAAAACAUUCUGGAGAGUAUCCGUGAUGGCGUUGAGAGUCCCGAACGCAGGGAUCGCCAGCUUAUUAGCUGCGCUGCUGCAGUGAAGGUUGCUUGGAAGGCAAGAGCAAGUGCCAAAUCCAGUAUGCAACACCCACCGCCGCCGCCGCCACCUCCACCUCCUGUCCUACCACCAUCCUCUAACGGUCGGCCAAACGACCACACAGGACCCAUCUACAGCAGAGUUGGCGGUCCUCUGAAAGCCGGCGGAUUCGUGCGGUAA
Molecule: messenger RNA, 1236 nt
Organism: Cantharellus anzutake
Lineage: Eukaryota; Fungi; Basidiomycota; Agaricomycetes; Cantharellales; Hydnaceae
Product: mRNA capping enzyme, catalytic domain-containing protein
Exons: 10
Coding region: 1-1236 (411 amino acids)
Biological process (GO): 7-methylguanosine mRNA capping
Molecular function (GO): mRNA guanylyltransferase activity; ATP binding
Source: RefSeq, a predicted model, not a curated record